Magallana angulata is the source of this 1810-nucleotide messenger RNA. Its product is annotated as alpha- and gamma-adaptin-binding protein p34-like. The coding region runs from base 55 to 1089 and encodes 344 amino acids. The transcript has 9 exons. NCBI's taxonomy places the organism in Eukaryota, Metazoa, Mollusca, Bivalvia, Ostreida, Ostreidae. The record is from RefSeq and is a predicted model, not a curated record.
AGCAACACAUACAACAACAAAUCUGAUGACGUUUUACACAUUUCCGGUUUAAUUAUGUCCACCCAUUCAGCAUUGUUUACGUCUUGCUGUGAUUUAUUUGAUCCACAGUUCAUAAUUAAGGGUAUCUUAGAUGUUGAAAAAUUGCCACCCAGUAAUAAGGAAAUUGAAGAUAUUGUAAGUUAUAGCUGGAAUAUUGACACCAAAUACUACACUGCUGAAAUAAAAUUAUGUACUACAAAAAAACGCACAGUUGGGACUGAGGAGUUUGCAGAUGGUGUCGAAGCAAUAGUAAUUUAUUUCAAUGCAGGCCAGGAAGAGAGCUUUGAUUUAGCAAAGGCAUGGUUACCAUACCUGAAAGAAAUAUCUCCUGCAAUACAGUUACUGGUAUGCAAGAACAUUCCUCAGAAAUCAGCAAAUCUACGGCAUGCCAUACAUAUGUGGUGUCUUGACAAUGACUUUGAAUUGGUGGAGUUGGAACCAGAAGUCAAAGUUGAUGAGGAAGAUGAUUUCCAAGAAACCACAGGAAUUGAAAGAAUCAUCCAGGCCCUACAUGCACACAUGUGGCCAAACAUGAUCCUUAAAGAGAGUCCUCACACAGUCAGUCCAUACAUGAGGAAGCUGAUGGAGGAAGAAUCAGCAUCAAAAUCCAAGCAAGAGCAAGAGAGUGCAUCUAAGGGAGACAACUCUUCAUCACCAGAAAAAGACGACUCUGACUCUAACAAAACUCAAGAAAAGAGCAGUACAGACUCAGUGGCAGAGAAAUCACCCACAGCUAGUAAAUCCCUGAAAGAGGAAGGAGACAAGGCAGCUCAAGUCUCUACAAACAAGGACAAGAUGAUAGAUGACCUAUUACCUGCUGAUGAUCUUGCCUUCAUGCAGUCUUUGUGUUCAGAAGAAGAUGAGGAGGAGGAAUCAUUCGAACAGCUCUUCUCAAAGUUCAGGCUUAUGAAAGAAAAAGCAGAGUCUCUACCACAAGACCAGAAAAAGAAAUAUGCAGAAAAGGUAACUAUUGCCUUUUGGAAAGCCAUUGGUGGAGAUGAGGAUGAGAUUGGGGAUCUUUCUGACCUCAGUGAUGCAGAGAUGCCAUAAGUCCACAAGAAAAUGUUUCGGAAAAUUGGAUUGAAUCACAUUUCCAAACACUGGGUUCUUUACAAGGGCAGUCUGCAGGCAGACUUAACACUGUGAAGGCCAAGCUCUACCACUGACUUCUGCAUGAGCUGUUCAUGUUCUCUAUCAGCUACAAGCUGGUAGUGUAAUAGACUUCAUGAAGUUCAAAUAAUUUUUUUUACUUGCUCAUAUUUUUUGUUUGCAUGUCUUACCCAUUAAAAUGGUUGUGACUGAGAGAUAGAAAGAAAUGAUGAAAUCAUUGAAGAACUUGCAUAUGAUCUUGAAAAAUGUUGAGCAAACUAUAUAUCAUGUGGUGUAGUUAUUUUUUGAUGCAGGGGGAGGGCAUAAAAAGACUAUGGUACAUAUGAAAUAUAGCGAAGGUAUUUUAAGAAACUGCAAUAUGAAUUCGUUUUUGACUUGACUGUGUGUUCUGUUUUUACAAAAUGUGCUGAUCAUAAAAUUGGGUUAAUGGUAUAAAAUUACCGCAAUAUCAAAUGGAAUAAAAUUUCUCAUACUGAUAAUAUAAAUUAUGGUGCAUGUUUGUCUUGUCUUUGUUUAAAAUAUGAGCAACAUUUGUUUCUGUAUUUUUUGUUGUUGGAAAACUGCAAUUCCACUAUUGGUAAGCCAGACCUUUGCAUUUGUUACACCUGAAUCUAAUGGCUGAAGUGUAGUAAAUCUUUAAUACAUUGCCUUGAUGUCUGCA